This is a messenger RNA of Gopherus flavomarginatus (Mexican gopher tortoise), 1782 nucleotides long. It is a transcript of the gene GNB5, whose product is annotated as G protein subunit beta 5. The record is from RefSeq and is a predicted model, not a curated record. The transcript is spliced from 11 exons. Gene Ontology annotation, biological process: G protein-coupled receptor signaling pathway; G protein-coupled dopamine receptor signaling pathway. NCBI's taxonomy places the organism in Eukaryota, Metazoa, Chordata, Testudines, Testudinidae. Gene Ontology annotation, molecular function: signaling receptor complex adaptor activity; protein binding. Gene Ontology annotation, cellular component: heterotrimeric G-protein complex; cytoplasm. Bases 240 to 1301 code for a protein of 353 amino acids.
GGAGUAGCCAGCCCGGAGUCCAGGUGUCGGCACGGGGCUGGGCCAGCAGGUGCUUGCUGCACACAGCGGCACGAGCCGCCAGCCUGGCCUUGAACGUCAGCGUGCAAGGGGGGCGGGGGGAGCCCAGUGCGGUUCCCAGGCUCAGUUGCUCAGGCGGCGGGAGCUGCGGCAGAAUCCUUGGAAGUCGGGCCCUCAAACCCCUCCUCCCUGCCUCUCUCUCUGCUUCCUGCCGUGCAAAGAUGGCAACCGAGGGGCUGCACGAGAACGAGACCCUGGCGUCCCUGAAGAGCGAGGCGGAGAGCCUGAAGGGCCGGCUGGAGGAGGAGCGGGCUAAGCUGCACGAUGUGGAGCUUCAUCAGGUGGCGGAACGUGUGGAAGCCCUAGGUCAGUUUGUGAUGAAGACCAGGAGAACUCUGAAAGGCCAUGGUAAUAAAGUCCUCUGCAUGGACUGGUGCAAAGAUAAAAGACGAAUUGUGAGCUCUUCCCAGGAUGGGAAGGUGAUCGUGUGGGAUUCCUUCACUACCAACAAGGAACAUGCAGUGACUAUGCCAUGUACCUGGGUGAUGGCAUGUGCAUAUGCCCCAUCUGGAUGUGCCAUUGCUUGUGGUGGCCUGGAUAAUAAGUGUUCUGUGUAUCCACUGACAUUUGAUAAAAAUGAAAAUAUGGCUGCAAAAAAGAAAUCUGUUGCAAUGCACACAAACUACCUGUCUGCCUGCAGCUUCACUAAUUCAGACAUGCAGAUCCUGACCGCUAGUGGAGAUGGAACUUGUGCCCUCUGGGAUGUUGAGAGUGGGCAGCUUCUGCAGAGUUUUCAUGGGCAUGGGGCUGAUGUCCUGUGCCUGGAUCUGGCCCCUUCUGAAACAGGAAAUACAUUUGUGUCCGGGGGAUGUGACAAGAAAGCAAUGGUUUGGGACAUGAGAUCUGGACAGUGUAUCCAGUCAUUUGAGACUCACGAAUCAGAUAUCAAUAGCGUUAGAUACUACCCAAGUGGGGAUGCUUUUGCCUCUGGCUCUGAUGAUGCCACAUGUCGUUUAUAUGACCUUCGUGCAGAUAGAGAAGUAGCAAUUUAUUCCAAAGAGAGCAUCAUUUUUGGAGCUUCUAGCGUGGAUUUCUCUCUCAGUGGUCGCCUACUAUUUGGUGGUUACAAUGAUUACACCAUAAACGUAUGGGAUGUUCUGAAAGGGUCUCGUGUAUCCAUUCUGUUUGGUCAUGAAAACCGAGUUAGCACCUUACGAGUUUCACCUGAUGGAACUGCAUUCUGCUCAGGAUCAUGGGAUCACACUCUACGAAUCUGGGCGUAAGCUGCAAUGCUGUUUUCAAAUACAAAUGAAGAUUGAAACCUUGGGCUACAAAAAAAAAAGAAGGAAAUUUCAAUCUGCAAAUGUGAAAUGUCCUUUAGAAAGAUGUAGCAUUUCUAUUGUAGUUUCUAUGACUUAUUGAUGAGUGGCAAAUCAAAAUAAAACAAACACAAAAAACAAGCUAGGACAACUUGUUAGCCAGGAAUAAAUUCAGUAUAUUAGCUACACUAUCAAAUGUUACUGAAAACACAGAUAAACACAACAAGAUAGUAAAAGUAAUCUGCUUUUAACACAUAGCAAACAUCAACUUAUAAUAAAAUAAAAUGUUUUUAAUUCUGUUUUUGAGACUACCUUCUUUUAUUAGAGAUAGUUUAGAUCAUUCUAAAACCAGACUUGUCCCUGAAAUCAUCUGUAUAAUAGAAUUUUGUAGUCCAGUGCACAUUAUGUAUUCAUUAUUUGCAAGAAUUGACUUUUGUAAAGUAAA